ACAUACAUACUGUUCAGUUAAUCGUUGACCACUCUGCGAACAGGCAACAUCAUGGAGCGUCCUAGUAAUAACACCGACGAGCAAACUGCUCUUCAAUCCCCGACGGAAUACAAAUAUUCGGACAAACAAAAAUACCUUGCAGGUUUUGCGGGAACUUUUUUAGUAAGUUUUAAUCUGUCGUGAUUGAUAAAUAAGAAAAAAAUUGGAUUUUUACGACGUUCGUUUCCACACUGUUGUUAAUUGUGGGGCAGAAAACGGAGGAAAUUUGGUGUGGUCGUGAAAAAUGCCACGACAAGGUCUCAUUGCGUGACACUAAUUGUCGAUCAUCCUAAACAAGAAAAGUUUAUGAGGCAAUUUUCCAAAAUAUUUGAAACUCGGUAAUGUGUGCAAACUCUUGAAUUUUAUGUACCAAAAUGAUCAUUACCAAAAUCUGCGAACCCUUUUAAUCGACAUAGCAACGGUUAUCACACUCGUGUACUUAUUCCUUCCAUGCGGUGAUUACUGUUCUGAACUAUCUGGAUUUUUCUGGGGGAUUCUUACGUUCGUUUUACUUGACAUAAUCGCAAAUUCACUCGUCAUCUAUGCAACUUUCCGAGCGCACCCAAAAAUAAUUGGUGUCUGGUUGGUCUACCGAUGCAUUGGAAUUGCGCUUUGCGUCGUUGUACUCGUUUACACCGUCGUCGAAGGGAGUUGGACGCUUCAGUUGGUUUUCUACUCAAGCGUCUCUAUUCUCUUGAGCAUCUUUUCCAUCUGGAUCGGAAAGACGCUCAAGAAAGACAUGGAGCUUAGUCCGGACAGUUAUCGGAGAGGGUUUGCCGUAUAAUUUUCAUUUUUUAUGCAAAAAAUUUGCGUAAUAAAACUAAAUAUUUAUAUGCAAGUACA
Folsomia candida is the source of this 882-nucleotide messenger RNA. RefSeq lists its product as uncharacterized. The coding region runs from base 404 to 823 and encodes 139 amino acids. NCBI's taxonomy places the organism in Eukaryota, Metazoa, Arthropoda, Collembola, Entomobryomorpha, Isotomidae. The record is from RefSeq and is a predicted model, not a curated record. The transcript has 4 exons.